Bursaphelenchus okinawaensis is the source of this 1164-nucleotide messenger RNA. Lineage: Eukaryota; Metazoa; Nematoda; Chromadorea; Rhabditida; Aphelenchoididae. The record is from the annotation of a GenBank genome assembly.
AUGGUAAGUGUUGAAAAAGGUCUUCAAUAUAAAAUACUAUAGUUAACAUUUUUUUUUGAAUUUAAUGUCUACAGUAAAUAUCUACAGUAUACAGGUUAACUUGAGUAUAUUUCGAAUAUAUAACUGUAAAAAAAUAUAAUAAACAAAAUUUUAGAGAUGUGACUAUUGCAACCAACACAUCAGCUAUAUCUGUUACAGCCUUGGCAAAAGAGCUAGAGCGUCCAGAAAAUUUAGCUGGACUACAUUUCUUUAUUCCAGUGCAUGUGAAAAAGUUUGUUGAAGUAGGUAUAGCUUUAACAAAUCUCUGGGCUAGGGCUCUGGGCUAGGGCUCUGGGCUAGGGUUCUGGGCUAUGGCUCUGGGCUAGGGUUCUGGGCUAUGGCUCUGGGCUAGGGCUCUAGGCUAGGACUCUGGGCUAGGGCUCUGGACUAAGGCUCUGGGCUAUGGCUAUUGUAAAAUACGUCACUUGGUUCUCUUCUAAUUAUAAACUUUUAUUUUUAGUUACCAAUAACCUCAUUCACUUCCCAAAAAACUGUCGACGACUUGACUGAUCUAGCUAGUCUAUUUAGUAAAAGGGUUAUCAAAUGCAAAGACUCUCCAGGAUUUGUGGUAAAUCGAUUGUUAUGUCCCAUGAUAAAUGCUGCACAUCGGUUAGUAGACGAAGGAGUUGUUGAUGAUUAUCGACUGGUCGAUGAAGUUAUUAAAGAUUGUUUGGGAUGGAAAAUGGGACCAUUUGAAGUUAGUGACUUUGUGGGGCUUCAGAGCUUGGAGAAUAUCAUUAGAGGUUAGUUUCUGGCUAGUAUAAGUUUUUUUGAGUUUUAGCGGAGCUUUGGGGUAGAACUGAGCUUAAAUUUUUGAAAAAAUUAAAAAAUGCUUUUUCUUUUCUUUUCUUUUCUUGUCUUUCCCCUACCUUUUUCUUUACCCUUCAUCAUGCAUACACUUCAAGAUAACAGUAAACCAUAAAAGUGUAAUUUUAAAAAUUUUUUUUAAAACGAACAAAAGUUAUUGAAUGUUACAAGUCAUAUCGCUGAAAAAUGUGUUGUUUCCUUUCAGAAAUGGAAAAUCAGCUGCCCAAAGGUGUAAUAGUGGAAAGUCAAGUGUUAAAGGAAGCAAUGAUCCGUCAACUAAACACUGGAAACGGUUUUUAUGAACGACGGUCUCAGUGA